AGAGUAUCCUCAGCCCCAGAGAGAGAGAUGGAGACACGCACCUGACCAUCGAGAUAACCUCAUGAUGAGCGGACCUGUCUGACAUGGGCUGUGAGGGGUCAGGGGUCGCGCCCCCAAGUGGGGGCACCACACUGUCGUCUGAUUUGGACUGGGCCGAGGGUGCGCGCCGAGAUAAAGUGAUGAAGAAGACAACGGUUCUCGCCGUCCUGGUGGUGGUCCUCACGUACCUGAUGGUCGGAGCGACUGUCUUCCAGCUCCUGGAGCAACCCUACGAGCAGAGUCAGUGGACGUCCAUCUCUCAGGCCCGGGAGAGCUUCCUGCUUGAUAACACGUGCGUGGAGCCAACUCGACUUGACCAGCUUCUGGAGCAAACUGUGGUCGCUGUGGAGCUGGGACUGGAUCCUUUUGGGAACAGCAGUAACGUCAGCACCAGCUGGGAUCUGGGUAGCGCGUUCUUUUUCGCUGGGACCGUCAUCACCACCAUCGGUUUCGGAAAUAUCUCGCCCAAGACAGAAGGGGGAAAGAUUUUCUGCAUUGUCUAUGCCUUGGUGGGUAUUCCAAUGUUUGGCUUUCUCCUGGCCGGUGUUGGUGACCAACUGGGAUCUGCCUUGGGGCAGUUGAUUGGGAAAGUUGAAGACAUUUUCUUGAAAUGGAAAGUGUCCCCCACUCUCAUCCGAGUGCUAUCCACCCUGCUCUUCAUCCUGAUCGGCUGCCUGAUGUUUGUGUGCUUCCCCGUGCUGGUUUUCCGAUGGAUGGAGGAUUGGCCUCUCCUGGACUCUGUCUAUUUCGUCGUGGUUACCUUGACGACUAUCGGAUUCGGGGAUUACGUGGCAGGUGGAGAUUCCAAACGGGUUUACAGAGUGUGGUAUAAGCCUGUUGUGUGGUUCUGGAUCGUCUUCGGUCUGGCCUAUUUCGCUGCGAUCCUCUCGAUGAUUGGAGACUGGCUCAGGGUUCUGUCCAAGAGGACCCGGGCGGAGAUGGGAGGCCUGACGACACAGGCAGCCAACUGGACAGCCAACCUCACCACGGAGAUCAAAGUGACUCACAAGCGCCUCAGCCUGGAGAUUCGUGACAAGGCGCAGCGCGGAGGUGUGGCCCUCACCCAGAAGGCCUCGCCCGAGGCCCAGGGCUCUCCCGGUCUGGAUCCUGGCCCCCGGGAGUGGGAGGAAGCGGAGGCAGAGGAGGAGGACUCGAGGCCUUUCGAUUUCCUGGGUGAGGACCUGGCCUUCAUCGACGCCGAGGAGUCGGAUCGCCUCUCGGGGCGGCCGUCCCCGAUGCCUGCUGUGCGCCGUGGCAAACGCAGGGGGCACCGCAAGCAGCCGAGGAGUGCCAACGGCUACCCGGGGCAACAGGAACACCCCUUGCAGACCAGAGACACAGGGGAGAACAUCUGA
Messenger RNA from Stegostoma tigrinum, 1394 nucleotides. RefSeq names its product potassium channel subfamily K member 2-like. The record is from RefSeq and is a predicted model, not a curated record. Gene Ontology annotation, biological process: potassium ion transmembrane transport; stabilization of membrane potential. The coding region runs from base 84 to 1394 and encodes 436 amino acids. The transcript is spliced from 7 exons. Gene Ontology annotation, molecular function: potassium ion leak channel activity. Lineage: Eukaryota; Metazoa; Chordata; Chondrichthyes; Orectolobiformes; Stegostomatidae. Gene Ontology annotation, cellular component: membrane.